This is a messenger RNA of Brassicogethes aeneus, 3223 nucleotides long. The record is from the annotation of a GenBank genome assembly. NCBI's taxonomy places the organism in Eukaryota, Metazoa, Arthropoda, Insecta, Coleoptera, Nitidulidae.
GCUAUUUACAAAAAUAAUUUAUAUUUACAAACUAUAAGACUUGUAUGUGUUUUUCUAUAAUAUGCUUAUGACCUAAGAUUCAAUGGAGGAAAGCCCGGAAACUCUCGAUUUAUCGAAUAAAAAGCUCAAAAAACUUAAUAAACCUAACCCCAAUGAAUGUCAUGUAACUUCAAUAAUUUUGGAUGAUAAUGAAUUGCAAAGAUUGGAUAAUAUCGAUUCCUUUUACAAGCUGCAAAAGCUUUCGGCUGUAAGAAAUCAGCUAUUGCGAAUGUAUGGAGUCUGUAGAUUACAUUCUUUGAAUACGUUAAAUUUAGCAAAUAAUGGAAUUUUGACUAUUGAGGGGUUAAAGGACUUGAUUUGUUUGAAGUGGUUAUGUUUGUCGGGGAAUAGCAUUAAGACCAUUGAGCAUUUACAUACUAAUACAAACUUGGAAUACUUAGAUUUAUCGGAAAAUAGUAUUUCUUUUGUUGGGGAUUUGUCAUACUUAAAAAAUCUCAAGGAAUUGUAUCUUCAUAAAAACAAAAUUAACCAUUUAAGUCAGUGUGAUCGUUUUCUGCCCAUCUCAUUAACCACACUAACACUUUCUAACAAUAAUAUAUCCGAUUUGAACGAAAUUUCACGAUUGGUGAAUUUGAUACAUCUAACGAAAAUUUCUAUUGCUAACAAUCCUUGUGUUAACAUGACAGGAAGCAAUGUCUUGAGAGCUGAAUGGCUGUAUUCCCAAGGCAGAGGCAGACACUAUAGGGUGGGAGACCAAUCAGAGUUGACUCAAUAUUUGGCGUCGGUUUGUCCUCUCGGGGGGGAGGCCUUGGAAACCGAGGACGACAGAAAAUUGAGGUUAAUUUUGAGCAAGGCUCAGCACCAUCAGCAGCAGCUCAAGGAACAAGGGGAUACGCCUGCCCCUUCUCCAGUGACAAGGAAAAAAUUACAGGCCAGUAAGAAUUCCCCCAGGCUCAAUUCUUCAAGACUGAGUAACAAGCUGAAGUCUCCGGACAGGAUGUCGUCUAGUUGCUAUGGCGGAAACAGCGACUACGAUAAAUCCAACAUUAUGUCGCUAAGUUUGGAUUCCACCAUGCUGAGACAGAAUUUGAACAAGUCCGCUAACGAUACCAACAAUUAUAUUAUUUCGGAAAAAUAUUUAGAAUGCGAACCGGUAAACAGCCCGUUGCAGGCGCUGUCGAAAAUGGUGCCGGUACCGGAAUCGCUCAUGUCGCCGGACUUCCGGCCCGGCAACUUGAUCGGCGCGAACGCCCACUGCGCAUCGAGGACGGCCGCGUCCACCAUACCGACGCCGGCCGGCAACAAAACGGCGCAGGCGCACCAGCAGCAACCGAGGACGGCGACGCCGGUCUCUCUCCGCUCGCCGAAGCCGAAUCGGCCGACGCCGGGCCGAAUGCGGCCGCAGCAGCUGGGCAGCGAGGCGAGGAAAUCGGGCGGGGGGUCCCCCAGUCCCGCCAGGCAGAGGAAGUUCGGCAACAACGGGAACGUGAGGCAAGAGACGCCUAAGAAAACGAUCCUGCGUAAAUCCCCGAGCAGCGACGAGGAAUCGGAGAUGUGCGACUCGAAGUUGCAAACCAUCCAUCUGAAAGCCGAGGAGCGGCGGAAAGAAAAAGACGCCGAACUGUCUAGCAACUGCAGCAACGAGGACAAGGUCGAGCAGGCCGUGGUUUUCAUACAGAAAAUGUGGAGGGGUUACUACACGAGGAACAAGAACAAGGAGAUCCAGGAGAUGUUCAGGACGUUGCAAAAUCAGAGGGCUAACCAGUAUAUUCAAAAACUGGCGUCGGACAUGGAGAACACGAAGGCGGCGCUGGAAAGCGAGCGCAAGAUCCAGAUGCUGCAGACGGAGGCGAUCAGCGCCCUCUGGAAGAAGAUCUCGGCGAUCCAGCCGGGCGCGCCCGAGCCCGCCGCCAUGCCCGCCGCCGUCAGCAUGACGAACCUGUCGUCGUUCGGCAGCAACGCGGAGGUGGUCAAGGAGCUGGCACAGACGUGCACGAUGCUGCAGGGCCAGAUACAGCAGCUGCAGUGCUCGAUGCAGGACAUCGUCAAGGUGAUGACGGCCUUCAGCCAGAGCGCCGCGGCCAAUCAGCUUGCAGCUAGCAAGGAGAACGGCAUCGCCACUCAGACGGAGAUCGUCGCCGUGCACACGCCGCAGGGCGAUGCCGGUAAGCAUUUUCCGUUUCAAAAGCAAACGCGGCCGUCGUCGCUCCCUCUGCCGGUGAGCGCCAGAAAAAAGGACGGCUCGACCUCGUCGAGUAACGGAGCGAACGCGUCUCUCAACUCCGAACUCAAAACUUACGCGGGAAAUCUGGUCGACGGCGUCAUCAGAACGGUUUCGGAAAACAAAGAAGCGACCCUAGCUGCGGCUGCGGCUGCCUCGGAAAAUACCGAAAAGUCCCGAGACGACGACGAGUAAUUAAGUUAAGUACAAAUUUUUCUGUCUGUGUUACUAGUUUUACUUUUGUUUCGGACUCGUUUAAAUUUUUAGCUUAAGAGUAAUUUAUUUCUUGUUUUUAAUUUAAGUUUUACCACAUUAGUCCCAAAAGGCAUCUUUUAGAAUUCACCUUGUUAUAUUAAUAUUUUGCAAUAAAAUGAAUGGUUUACACUGAUCUUAGUUUCCUUUGUUUUUUAGAACAUAGCGACGUGGUUUUAUUAGUUAAAAUAGAUACAUAAGCUUAUUUCUUAAUCUACAAUUUUUCCUCAUGUUUAUAUAAUAUACAGGGUGUUUAUACUGGGGUGUAUUAAAAAGCGAUAAAAAAUUAUCUCAAAAAUAAAAAUAAAGUAAUACAUAUUACACCCAGGUGCACCCUGCAUAAACUCAACCAAAGAUGAUCAUUAUUGUAACUAAAGACUUUUCACAUUUGUAUUCUUAUUAAUAAACCCAAACAAUAUUUUUGUUAUUAAUAAACAUACUUUUUUGGGCCCAUUAAUAGGAAUAACUUUUAAACAAAUAUAUCCUCUCUUAUAUUAUUAAAGUUAAAGUACGUCAAAUCAGGUCUAUUUUGUACGAAUUUCCACAAAAUAAUAAAUAUAUUCACUUACCUAUUUUACAGAUAACUCACCACAAUAUUGUGUAAAAUAUAAUUACGAAUUCUUUAAAAAUAAUCUUUUAUAUAUUUAUAUUUUUUAUUGUUGGCUUUAAUGAACACUGGCACUGGAAAUGAUUUUAAACGAAAAAAGUAUUGCAAUGUUGUGAAGCUUUAAUAAUAAAUGUUGGAAGCUA